Messenger RNA from Frieseomelitta varia, 799 nucleotides. RefSeq names its product A-kinase anchor protein 14-like. Gene Ontology annotation, molecular function: protein kinase A regulatory subunit binding. NCBI's taxonomy places the organism in Eukaryota, Metazoa, Arthropoda, Insecta, Hymenoptera, Apidae. Bases 203 to 799 code for a protein of 198 amino acids. The record is from RefSeq and is a predicted model, not a curated record. Gene Ontology annotation, cellular component: cAMP-dependent protein kinase complex. The transcript is spliced from 4 exons.
ACCAUAGACGUAUGUAUGUAUGUAUAUCGCGAAAUAAUCGUCAUAAAUGUUAGAAAAAAACACGCACGAGCGGAAGCACGAAAUUGUCGAUUUUGUCGUUCCUUUUUUUAACACAAACAUAAUGAUGUGUAUAAGUUCGGCGAAAUAAAUUUUUGAAAACUCGAAAAAAAUAUCUCGUUCUACAAUUUUCAUAUCCAUAAAUAUGCUUUUACAUAAACAUUCAGUAUAUAGUAUUCGUCGUGAAUCAGAUGAUCAGUUGUAUCAAUGUCAUCGUACUAUAACAGACUCCAUCAAAAGAUUCGUCAAUCAUAUAAUGCUAAAUGCAUUCAAAAUAAUUGAUAACUUGGGUGAACUUACUUUUGAUGAUGUAACUGGUAUGACUACCCGAAAAUUAGGUUUCUUCGGUAACAAAUGGCCUGUCUGUGGUUGCUUUAAUGCACGAAACGGAUUAGAAAUUGUGAUAAAUGAAAUGGAAUCAUGGAAUGCAUUAUCAGCUUUGAAAGAUUGGAUGUUCCAUGUUAAUUUUAUGGGCCUUCGACGUAAAAAUUGUGUUGAAAUUUAUAUGUAUCAAGUUCUUUGGAGUGUACCUACCCCAGCAUAUCCUGAACCUCAAGUCACAGUCAGUGUACACUUCUAUAUAGCAACAAGUCACAUUUAUCCAUCUCAUUUUCCCGUCGAUGUUUCAUACGUUUUCGAAGGACAUCAGUUUACACAUACUUUAAAUAUGAUUUUCAGACCUAAAUGGCUUUAUGAUAUAUUAGAUAUGAAAACAAUGAUGUUCAAGACUUUCAAUUUUUAA